Molecule: messenger RNA, 1950 nt
Organism: Canariomyces notabilis
Lineage: Eukaryota; Fungi; Ascomycota; Sordariomycetes; Sordariales; Chaetomiaceae
Exons: 3
Coding region: 1-1950 (649 amino acids)
Biological process (GO): regulation of cell cycle phase transition; positive regulation of nuclear cell cycle DNA replication
Cellular component (GO): Dbf4-dependent protein kinase complex
Molecular function (GO): protein serine/threonine kinase activator activity; nucleic acid binding; zinc ion binding
Source: RefSeq, a predicted model, not a curated record
AUGUCUACGAGGAGGAUACCCCUGUCCAGCAACCAAAAUGUCGCCAAUUCGCCAAUGCGAGCCUCUACGGCUGCCCUCCAGGGCACCAAGAAGAGCCGGUCUCAUGCAGAUAUGCUGCGAGAAGAGCCCUAUGGCCAACCUCCGCCGGCCAAGCGUCAGAUGAUCGAGCGUUCUGUGGCCUCGCCGACGCGGACCAAAACUACCAGGACCAUUGUUCACCGAGUCGCUUCCCGAGCAACAGUAGGCGCCGGCACUACUGCUAGCACGACACAACGACCGUCGCAAAGCACCGUGUAUAAGCCAACCGAGGAGGAGCUCAUGAACCUACGCCAAUGGCAUACUCAGAUCCGCGCCAGGUUCCCCAAGAUGGUGUUCUACUUCGAGAGCAUACCGGAUGAUGUUCGCUCAAAGCUUGCGAAGCAAGUUGGCAGGCUCGGUGCUCGCGAGGAGAAGUUCUUCUCAAUUGAUAUCACCCAUGUCGUCACGACCCGGCCAAUUCCCUCGGAGAAAGCGCCGCAGGAUCAGGAUGAGGCUUCUGCCGUCACGCAAUCAGAACAACCCCAGACAAUUGAUCCUUCGCUUUUGAACCGCACCAGGGAUUUGACUACAUCGAGCACAAGCUCUGCUAGGCGAAAGCUAGUGUACGAUACGCCUUCGUCACGAAGGGUGCCGGCCCAUGAUCAGGAUGACGCCAUCAAGCGGCCCAAAGCACGCAGCACGGAUGUCUUACACCGCGCUCGCGACAUGGGCAAAAGGAUAUGGUCCCUGGAAAAGCUCCAGAAGAUCCUGGAAAUGGCAUUGGAGCCGGAUCCAUAUGUGCGGGCUGCGUUAGGUCUUGGUCGUGACAACGUACAGAACGCCAGCAAAGCCAGCGAGAAAUCCAAUCUUCUGCAGCUUCUGCACAAUGAGCGUGUUCACGGUCCCUCUGAUCGUGACCCUACGGUCUCAAACAAGGACCUCUACUACUUCAAGGGGCCCUAUAUCUAUGUGUACGACAUUGAAGAGAAGACAAAGCCCAUUAUGGUCCGGGAAUAUCCAAAGGUGUCCGACUCCAAAGAUGGAGAGUGGCCGCAGUUCCGCAUCGUGUCGCAGGGCCGGUGCCCCUUUGUUUUGGAGGAUCCCGAUCUUCCAGAAAGGGGUAACCGGGAGGAGACACGAGCCAGGGGCCGAGCUGUCAAAGAGGGUGAAGACACUGGCCCGCCGAAAACGAAGCCCGCUGAUAAACCAACGGUGCAGCCAAAGCCUACCGCGAGCAAGCGCACUCUCGCGCAGAUGGAGGAUGGGAACAAUCAAGGAGCCCCGAAUGUGCGUGCCACUGAGCCUUUUGACAGGUCCAGGGUCUCGAAUCCGCCGUCACUGGAGUUCCGCACGCAGAAUGCCUUUAUGAGCCAUGCAAAAGUGGGCCGCUUCGUGGCCGGCGAGCCUGUGGCAUCCGGAGUGCAGCCAUCCAAUGUUACGUCUGCGAUCCGAUCACAGAUGAUAUCAUCCACCACCGGCGGUUUAGGAGCGAAGGCAGGCACGAGUAAGGAGAUACACGGCCUUCAGCGGAAAGUUAUUCUGCAAAAGGCCAGCACGCCGGCAUUAUCCCAAGAUCUCAGCUCUCGACGAAUGGCCGAGAUGAGCCACGACAGCACCAUGAAUCCCCGAUCUGCCAGCGCCAGCAGAGUUGUGCAACAGAAACUCAGCACAGUCGAUGAAGAGGCGGCCGCCAGACAUCGAGAAACGCUGCAGAGGACCACAACUGUCGCUGCCGCUAAGCCCAAGCAGAAGAAGCGCGAUCCUAAGCCCGGUUACUGCGAAAACUGCCAGGACAAGUUUGCGGACUUUGACGAGCACAUCAUCUCCCGCAAGCAUCGCAGGUUCGCGGAAAAUGACGAGAAUUGGGCGCAGCUGGAUGCACUUCUGUGUCAGCUCGAGCGGGCUCCCCGAAACUAUUGUGAUUACCAAUAA